Phoenix dactylifera (date palm) is the source of this 8979-nucleotide messenger RNA. The record is from RefSeq and is a predicted model, not a curated record. Lineage: Eukaryota; Viridiplantae; Streptophyta; Magnoliopsida; Arecales; Arecaceae.
UAUACAUGCAAAAAAACAUAUAUUUAUAUGUAUAUAUAUGCUAUAUGUGCAUACUUACAAAAGUAUAUAGGUAGUAUAGAAUGCAUCGACAUUAUUUAUGAUGGUCCAAGUCAAGGUCGUCUGAGUGUUAGAACCUUCUUAUUGCCUUAGGCGGUCACUAAGGCUGCAAAUGGGUCAGGUUGACCCGUGACCCGGCCCAACCCGCGUAAACCCAACCCGACCCGACCCAACCCUUUUUUUUUGGGUCAAUUUUGGAUCGUUUACCAAAAGACCUUAUCCGACUCGACCCGAAGCCGGAUUACCCCUUUAGACCCGCAGGCCUACAAGCCGCAGCCGCAGGCCCGCAGCCCGCAAGGGAAAAGCGCUCCAAGUCCCGUAAGUCUGUGACUCCUCAAGCCCACAGGCUCGCAGCCCGCUAGUCAUAGCCCAUAAGAUAUAAGUCCCUUCUUCGCUUCCGAGUCCCCUAGAUCUAGAAAAGAGGAAGACCCUAUCUGGUUGCGGCGGAGGAACCCUAGAUCUGGAGAAGACCCUAUCUGGCUUUCCCUUCUUCCCGAAUCGAUCUCCCCUUUCUGUGCACCUGCGAGUCUCUUCGGGGUCCGGCAACUUCGGCGUGGUUUGUCCCUUCUCCUAAGGUACGUCCCUCCUCCAGAAAUAUUUUUAGCAUAGGCCGGGAGGAGGUUCCAGCGAGGGGGGCUUGUCUUGUAAGAGGGCAACGAGGCCAGACUUGAGGGAGAGGGAGAGGGAGAGGUAGGGGUCGUCGGGGGUAGUCGAAAGAUUUGAGGAGGGGCGGGAAAGAAGAAACCCAAGAGCGAUCGGAGUCCUGCAUGUAGAUGCCGCAGCCACCGCGGAGGGCAAAGAGGGGGGGAAGGGACGGGAGGAAGACGACGGCGAUGGGGUUGGAGGCUGUAGGAGGAGGAAAAGGGGCGAGCGAGAGAGAGGAGAGGAGGGGAGGGUUUUGGUGGGGAUUAAGAGGCGGUUGUGGCGGAGGAGAGGACGAGGAGGUGAGGUUUGAGCCGGAAGGUGGAUACAAGAAAUAGAGAGGGUGGAAUGGAGGGGAACCUUGGUUGGCCUCGGAAGUUAGAGAGUGACAGCAAAGGUGAUGAAUCUUAGGUUUGAUUCUUUAUGAAUAGCAAGGACAAUGCUUUUGUUUUAUUUGUAUAAUUUCUGGUUGGUAGUUUACAUUAUUGAUCUUGUUUUCAUACUUGGAUUGCAGCCAUCUAUUUAUUUUCUUAUGACUAUAAGUCUUUUUUUAUGUUCUAGGUCUUUGAUUUAGAAGUUUUUUUUUAUGCCUUUCAAAAUUUAUCCCAAGCUUUCUGGUUACUGCAUAUUUCUUUUGGAAUUAAUCCUUGCAACUGGAAUUUGCUAGUUAAAUAGAAGAAACUGUUCCGUUUUGCCUCUUCUGUGAGAUGAACUUUCACCAGAUUAAUUUCUUAAAUUCAAGAAAGGUUGUGAAAAAUGUGAUCUUUACAGGUUAAUUUAGUUUCUUGUCAGGGUAUUUAGGGACUGAACCUGGACCCGACCCGGACUAGACCCGACCAGAUCCAAAUUUUUUGGGUCAGGUCUGGGUUAUACAUCGACCCAACCCGACCCGACCCGAUUUUCAACUGGGUCGGGUCUCCCGAUCCUACCCAUUUGCACCCCUAGCGGUCACCUAAGUGCUCAAGUAACCUGAUUUAUAUAGGUUUAAGUCAAGUUUAGAUUUAGCUAUCUUAUAUUUUUUGGAUUUUAUUUUCAGUUAAUUUUCUAUUUUAUUGAGUCUUACAAACUGACACUUAAGCCGUUUGACAUAAGGUUAGGAUUUUCUUUCUAGGGUUCCAAAUUUAAACCACGACUUCGACAUGGUUUGUCCCUUCUCCUAAGGUAUGUCCCUCCUCCAGAAAUAUUUUUAGCAUAGGCCGGGAGGAGGUUCCAGCGAGGGGGGCUUGUCUUGUAAGAGGGCAACGAGGCCGGACUUGAGGGAGAGGGAGAGGUAGGGGUCGUCGGGGGUAGUCGGGGGUAGUCGGAAGAUUUGGAGGAGGGGCGGAAAAGAAGAAACCCAAGAGCGAUUGUUGGAGUCCUGCAUGUAGAUGCCGCAGCCACCGCGGAGGGCAGAGAGGGGGGGGAAGGGACGGGAGGAAGACGACGACGAUGGGGUUGGAGGCUGUAGGAGGAGGAGAAGAGGCGAGCAAGAGAGAGGAGAGGAGGGGAGGGUUUUGGUGGGAUUAAGAGGCGGUUGUGGCGGAGGAGAGGACGAGGAGGUGAGGUUUGAGCCGGAGGGUGGAUACAAGAAAUAGAGAGGGUGGAAUGGAGGGGAACCUUGGUUGGCCUCGAAAGUUAGAGAGUGUUAGCAAAGGUGAUGAAUCUCAGGUUUGAUUCUUUAUAAAUAGCAAGGACAAUGCUUUUGUUUUAUUUGUAUAAUUUCUGGUUGGUAGUUUACAUUAUUGAUCUUGUUUUCAUACUUGGAUUGCAGCCAUCUAUUUAUUUUCUUAUGACUAUAAGUCUUUUUUUAUGUUCUAGGUCUUUGAUUUAGAAGUUUUUUUUUAUGCCUUUCAAAAUUUAUCCCAAGCUUUCUGGUUACUGCAUAUUUCUUUUGGAAUUAAUCCUUGCAACUGGAAUUUGCUAGUUAAAUAGAAGAAACUGUUCCCCUCCUAUUCUUUGAUUGCAUCGGCCAUUAAAUCUUCGAUAGCCCAAAAUUCUCUCCCAGCUGGCAAAUCCCUCCAUGCCCAUAUCAUCAAGAUUGGCUUUUUACAUGAGACUGUUCUCUGUAACCAUCUCCUCAACCUUUACUCUAAAUCCAGCCAAUCUGACAAUGCCUGCAAGCUCUUCGAAGAAAUGCCCGAAAGAAACCUUAUCUCUUACUCCACCUUGAUAUCUUCCAAUUCGCGAUCCGGUGAUCCCAAUCUUGCCUUGCAUUUGAUGGCUCAGUUGCAUAAACUAGCCCUUGAGCCUAACCAGUUCGUGUUCUCUAGCUCGAUUGCAGCUUGUUCCAAGUCGAAAUCGUUGAGCUUGGGGGAGCAAAUGCAUGCCCAAGUGAUUGUCUCUGGUUUUGGAUCAGACCCUUUCGUGAGCACAGCUCUAAUUGACAUGUACUCAAAGCUUAGUUAUCCGGAGUUGGCUGUUUCAGUUUUCAGGCAGAGCCUAGUUGGCGAUCCAGUGAUGCUUAAUUCUAUGAUUUCCGGUUAUGUGGGCUUUGGUGCCUAUGAGGAUGCUCUACGGCUCUUUGGAGAAGCAAGGCAGGAUUUUGAUUUCAAGCCAACAGAGUUCAGUUUUGGUAGCUUGAUUAAGGCCUGCUCAGAAUUGGAAAGGGAGAUCGGGGAGCAAAUUCAUGGAUUUAUAGUGAAGACUGGAUUUGAUUCUAAUUGUUUUGUUGGAACCUCUCUCAUUGAUUUGUAUGGUAGGUUCGGAGACAUAAAAGGCUUGGAAACAGUUUUCAAGAACAUCUUAUCUGCUGAUACUGCUGUGUACAAUGCCAUGAUUGGCGGAUACACAAAAAAUGAGCUAGAUGGGAUUGCACUGCAAUAUUUCUGUGAGCUGAGGUUGGAUGGCUUCGACCCUAAUGAGUGCACUUUAUCUGGUGCUCUUAAAGCCUGUGGAGGUUUGAAGUCUUUUGACUUGGGAAUGACAAUUCACGGGGUCGUGGAGAAAUCCAGAUUUCGGCAACAUUUGGUAGUUAACACUGCUUUGAUUGAUAUGUACAUGAAAUGUGGUAUGGUGGAGGAAGGUUGUAAAGUGUUUGAUUGCAUGAAUGAAAGAAAUACCAUCUCGUACAAUUCAUUAAUUUCUGGGCAUGGGCAAAAUGGAAAUUUUAAUGAGGCUGUGGCCCUGUUUGUUGAAAUGAACCGCCAACAUCUAGACAUGGAUCUUGCUACCUUCGUUGCUUUGAUGACUUCAUGUUGUGGACAUGAAUGGAGUCUCUAUGUUCAUGUAAUUAAGCAUGGUUUUGGGUCAGAUUAUAUGGUCAAAAAUGCACUGUUAGAUGGUUUACUCAAAAGGGGUGCAGCAGAGGAGGCUAUAGAAUUUUUCGGCAAGAUGAAAGAUAGAAAUGUCAUUUCGUGGACUACAAUCAUAUCAGGCCUCACUCUGUUGGGUCUCCAUUCAGAUGCAAUAAAGCUCUUUAAAACAAUGUGCUCUACACAAGUCUAUCCUAACAAUUUCACUUUUUCCAGCAUCUUAAGGGCUUGUGGGCACCUAGCUGGUCUAGACCAAGGAAGAUGCAUCCAUGGAUGCAGCAUAAAGCAUGGGAUAAAGGAUGAAUUCACCAACAGUGCUCUUUUGGACAUGUAUGCAAGAUGUGGAGCUUUGGAAGAUGGCAGAAGGUUGUUUGAUGAACUCAUGAACAAAGACAUAGUCUCUUGGAACACAAUGAUCUCUGGAUAUGCCCAUCAUGGAUAUGGACAUGAGGCGCUGGAUCUAUAUGCUAAGAUGGAAAAGCAUAAUGUUGAUCCAAGCCAUGUGACUUUUGUCUCUCUUUUGUCUGCAUGUAGCCACUGCGGUCUAGUUGAAAAUGGAGUUCAACUCUUUGAUCAGAUGGUUUCUAAGUAUGGGAUAGUUCCAUGCAUGGAACACUAUGCAUGCAUGGUUGAUCUGUUUGGUAGGGCGGGAAUGCUGGAUAGGGCAAGACUCUUUAUCGAAAACAUGCCGUUUGAGGCUGAUGCAUCUGUGUGGACAGUAUUUUUAGCUGCUUGCAAGCUUCAUGGUAAUGUUGAGCUAGCACGACUUGCUAGGGACCAUGUAAUGGGAAUGCAAGGUGAAGAUAGCCCAACACUUGUGCUCAUGUCCAAUAUGUAUUCUGAAGUAGGGAAGUGGGAUGAUGUAGAAAACACUAGGAGGAGAAUGAGAAUAGGAUUGAGAAAGGAACCUGGAUUAAGUUGGGUGAGGACUACAGAAGAGCCUCUAUGCAGUUAUGGUGCUAUUUAGCAAAAAAUGUUCUUCGGCUGCAACAUGAAGAAUUUGCAAUGAGUGCUUUGAACAACAGGGGUACAUGGAACAGCCAACUGAUUGCUGUUGUGAAGGAUGACAAAAGCAUGGGCUUCUCAGAGAUUUCCAGCCUUCUCCUUCAUCUGCAUUCUACUAUUUAAGCAUGGAUCUGAGCUACAUGGGACAGUGCAUCCUUGGUUCCAACCAGAACCAUUCAAAUUUCUCACUGAUGGCGAGCUCUUAUGCCUCUCAAGCAAUUACUUUUAGCGGAGGGCAUCUCUGCAGAAUGUUUUCUGGAGAAAAUAUUUAAAAUCAGAUACAUAAAGGUAUGCUCCUCAGAAUCAGCAGGAUCCUCGUUUUCUUGAUGAUCGAAUCUGUCAGAGCAAGUAAGAGUUCUAAAUUGAGGAUUUCUGGUUUGAAAGAGAUUCAUCCCUGUGGAUGCUGCCUUGCAUGAACAAUGAUCUUCUCAGUCAUAUCAAGAAAGCUGGUUUCUCAACUCUGCAGGACCUACUGGAUCUUCCCGAUGCAAAUUUGCAGAGGUUGCGACAGUUUCCUUCUUCAGAGUUAUACCACGUAUAACUUUGCUGUAUAAGUUAUCUUAGUAGUUACCAGUGACCAAUAUUUAUAUAAGGUACAACUGCUUAUAGCUUAUCUCUCUUCUUCAGAUGUUGUAAUGUAUCUUUAUGAAGCUCAUUUUUUUACUACUUGGUGAAAAAUAGUUAUUUUCAUUCAUAAGCAGUUAAAAUUCAUUAAAUUUUAUAUAAAGCAUGACUUAAUCCAUAAGAGCCUAAAACUUAAGGUUUCUGGAUCAUAAACAUCAAUUUUUUUUUUCAUCUCUUCAAUCUCAAAAGCUCUUCCCAAACAGACUUGUUUUGGCAACUAGAAGUCCGGUGAGUAAGCUUUUAGUCUACACUUGCUGCUUAUGGUUUGUCCCGUCAAAAUAAUAACAAAUUUCAUUAUUUCUUUUAGUAGAUGACAAUAAAUUAUUCGCUACUAAUUAUUAGUUUUUUAAAAAAUUAUAGUUUUACCUGCCCUAUCUUUUUUUUAAAAUAUUUUUAAUUAGAUACUUUGAGUUACAGGAAAUUUGAUGCUGCUGUCUAUAAACUAACCAACAUCUUUAGUGUGUCGUCACCAAGGGCAAAAAUAUCUUUACCCUUUUUAAACUAGUUCAUUCCAGUAUCCCUAAUUAUCUCUCAUUCCGUUCUGACCCUCCACUGCCGUUCUCCGGCAUUUGUCGAUGGUCAUCUAGCCAGACCUUCAACCAUCCUAGUUGCCUCUCAGCCAGCGAACAACACAUCUCCUUUUUAUGAGAUGCAUUUGGAUAACAUUCUUUUUCAAUUGGGUAUGGCUUCAACCAUUCUUGGAGUUGGGCUAAGUUAACCACAGACAUAUUUUAAUUAAUAGUCGUAUAACGGAUAUAUCAAGUUAUAGUGGUAUUUUAUAGUUUUGGUACCUAGAGUUUUGUGGUCACUCUAUGCAUAGCUAUUCACUGAUUGAAAAGCACUAUAUUUUUAGGGUACUAAAGAUGUUUUAGAUUUUUUAUGCGAACCUAACUGACAAAAAGCUAAUUGACUCGAGCAAAGAUUGCGAACAAUAUAUGAGUCUUUUAGUGAAUACAUCAUUGAUGCUAGAGGCAAGCCUAUUAUUACAUUAUUGAAGACAAUAAAGAGACUAAUGAUGCAAAGAUUUUAAGCAAAGAGAGAUGGCUUGGAAAAUUUUGAUGUGGUUAUAUACCUGAAGAUUCAAAAGGAAGUCCAUUGCAUUCAAUUUUGUGGUUGCUUAAGGGGAAAAAGCUUUCCCCUAUGUUGUCAUGCUGUGGCAGCAAUAAUGUUUAUGAGAAAGGAAGAUGGUUGAUGUAGAAGCUGGGAUCACUCUGGCAUCCUAUGUUGUGAUGUUGUGGCAGUAAUAAUAUCAUGAGGAAGUAAUAAUAUCAUUGAUGCUAGAGGCAAGCCUAUUAUUACAUUAUUGAAGACAAUAAAGAGACUAAUGAUGCAAAGAUUUUAAGCAAAGAGAGAUGGCUUGGAAAAUUUUGAUGUAGUUAUAUACCUGAAGAUUCAAAAUGAAGUCCAUUGCAUUCAAUUUUGUGGUUGCUUAAGGGGAAAAAGCUUUCCCCUAUGUUGUCAUGCUGUGGCAGCAAUAAUGUUUAUGAGAAAGGAAGAUGGUUGAUGUAGAAGCUGGGAUCACUCUGGCAUCCUAUGUUGUGAUGUUGUGGCAGUAAUAAUAUCAUGAGGAAGUAAGUUGAGGACUUUGUCGAUAAUCGAUAUUCCAAACCCACAUUUAUUGAAGCAUAUGAGUACAUGAUUUAGCCAGUCUCUGGCAUGCAAUCAUGACCCAGAACAGCUCAGGGACUCUUUAAAUAAUUAGAAGAAGAGGCACCUUAUUUGGAUGUGACAAAUGCCUCGAGGGCACAAUUCAAGAUAGCAGCUAAGUGGAUAUAUAGCAUAGGAGAGAGAGCAUAGACUUCAUCCAGCCAGCCUAUAAGGAUUCAAGAUUUCAGUUGCCUAUCUUUUGCCAUUUUCAAACUCAAGGAAUGUGAGUGCAACUAGGUAAAAGUAGGGGGGUGAGUUUAAACUUAUGUUGGAGAUAUAUAACUUAGGCCAUAUAUUUUGACUUCAAAAUAUCCAAGACAUUGUGAAAUUGCUCGGAAUCAGAAAGGUUUGGAGUGGUUCUGGUGCAGAAUUUGAAUGAAACAAUGGUUUGGGAUUAGUAUAAUUCCAUCACUUGUUGCUUUUAGUACAUUAGGUCAGGUAAAGCCCUUUGAUUCAGCAAGUAAAGCCAUUUGAUUAAGCAGUCAAUCUGACUCUUAUUGCAGUAGCUGAGAUAGUCCCUAAAACAUCCAACCUAGGACUGUCCCAAAACAUUCAACAUUAGACCCCAUUGAUUGUGAACUUGAGACUCUUAAUACACCACAUGUUUAAUAUGAGACCCUAUAAAACAGCUACCUGCAACAAUCUAUGAAGCCAGCAUACAAAACAUCAAACAUUUGCUCUUUCUUUUCCAGCCAUGAAGCAUCAAACUUAUUAUUAGAGGUGGCGAUCAGAUCGGGUCGGGUCAGAUUGGAUAUAAAUCGGAUCAAAAAUUUGUCAACUUAAACUUGUCCUAAUUAUUAAACAGGCCAAAAAUUUAGAUCUGAAACCGACCUGUCUAUUAAAUAGGUAAUACAUGCAUAACGAAUUUAUUAAAUAAGUCAAAUCAGGUUAAACGGGUUAAAUAGGUUAAGUGGGUUUUUAACGGGUUAAGUAGAUUUAAACGAGUUAACCAAUUAAGCGAGUCAGUUUAAAUAGAGUAGAAACAUGUUAAGCAGAUUUUAAAUAGGUUAAAUAUAUCUUAAAAAGGUUAAACAGGUUAAACGGGUUAUCUGACCCAAUUCAACCCGAAUAUUAAAUAGGCUAAACAGAUUAAAUGUACCAAAUGUCUGAGACCUGAACCCGAUCCAAAUGUCAAAUAAAUUAAACAAGUCAUCCUAUUUACGACCUGAACUCGUUUAGUCCAAAUCUAAACCUGUUUAUGGCAGGUUGACCACGAGUCAGAUUGACGUGUCGGCUUAUAUUUUGCUAGCUCUACUUCUUAUUGCGCUGCAAGAGCCUUUUAAUGAUUUCUCUCCAUGCAAAUCAUGACAACGAACGUAACCACAUUCGCAGUUUACUUGGAACAUCAAGUUGAGAUUGGAGAUUGAACCGAAAAAUGAAAGAAUAAUCAAGAAAAUUAGAGCAACGACAACACAUCUCGCAUAUUUUUGAAAAAAAGACCAACCAGGAUUUAUGUUGGUCGAUGACAUCCUUAAUAAUGUCGAUAGGGUGAACUGAAGAGAACCGAAGCUUGCUUCAAUUGCUUUCUCUCUCCCUCCUCUCCCUCUUUCCUCUCUCUCCCUCUCCAUUCAAGUUUCUUUAAAUGCCAUGAAGCCUCAGUUACUUAGAGAAAUAAUUCGCGGUAUCCUUAGUACCAAAACUCCAUCCCGAAUAACUGAUAUAAAGAACAUUUUGAUCCCACAACAAAUUUAUUUAUCAUGUGAUCAUCAGGUACAACUACUCUACUAACGUAGAUGAACGUCGGAACUACAUCAGAAUAAUUUGGUAAUUCAAA